CACUCUCACGCUUCUCUUUCUCUCUCUCUCUUCCCUCAAAACUGCCAUCUCCCUUUCUCUCGUUGCUUCUGUACUUCUCAAAGGGAAAGAAAGUGUUGAAGGAACCCCAAAACCCCAACACCCAUCUCUUAACUCUUCCAUUCCUUGGUUUCUCAGAAGUUUAGGAGGUGCCCAUGAGAACCCAGAUCUGAAAGCUUCACAUUUGAUUUUGAGCUUAAAAGCUACUAUGAAUCUCUGAAAUUUUUUGUUCCCCAGAAGAAGGUAUGUCGUCCUCCGACCCUAAAACCCGACCUAAACCCGGUUCAUGGCCACCGGCUCCUGAUGCUGCUCCAAUUCCGCCGUCUUCAUGGGCCAAGCGUACUGGCUUCCGUCCCAAGUUCUCUGGGGAGACCAAUGCCAGUGACUCUGGUCAAUUAUCGUUGCCUCCGAGGCCUAGAGAGCCGGAUAACCAGCCAGAUCUUGAGGCGGGGAGAGCCCCUCUGGUGCCAGUGGCUAAUGGGGUGCAGGAGAAUCAGAGGGUUGUGGCGGAAAAGGAUCAGAAAGUUAAGAAAAGGAAGGAUUCUGACGGCCAGCCCAAAGGGUCCAGUCCGGGGCACAACGGUACGGCAAACGCUAAUGGGCACGCGGGAGCAAACGGGGCAGCUGAACCGGCGCCACGGAGGGCUGCCAGGACUGAGGAGGCGGGGUACGUCUUGCCUCAGAGUACAGAUGAUGAUGGGUUUGUUGGUAGGCCCUCGCAUAUGAUCUACGAGCUCAGGGAUACACCUGGUCUUGUUCCCAUUGGUCUCUAUGGAUUCCAGCAUUAUCUUUCAAUUUUGGGUUCAUUGAUUCUUUUUCCACUCGUCAUAGUUCCUGCUAUGGGUGGCACUUCUGAGGAUACUUCAAAUGUUGUUUCAACUGUGCUCUUUGUGUCGGGUGUGACCACGCUUUUGCAUACAUCUUUUGGGUCAAGGUUGCCUCUGAUACAAGGUCCAUCAUUUGUUUUCCUAGCUCCCGCACUGGCCAUAAUUAACUCUCCAGAGUUCCAAGGACUGAAUGGAAAUAGUUUCAAGCAUAUUAUGAAGGAGUUACAGGGGGCCAUUAUCAUAGCUUCAGCAUUUCAAGCAUUCCUAGGAUAUAGUGGAAUCAUGUCACUGUUUUUGAGGUUGAUCAAUCCGGUGGUUGUAGCACCUACCAUUGCUGCUGUUGGACUUUCUUUUUAUAGCUAUGGCUUCCCACUGGUUGGUACAUGUAUCGAGAUUGGUGCUGUGCAGAUAUUGCUGGUUAUCAUUUUUUCUCUUUACCUUCGUAAGAUAUCUGUCUUUGGUCAUCGCAUUUUUCUCAUCUAUGCGGUUCCCUUGGGUCUUGCAAUAACUUGGGCAUUUGCAUUCCUUCUCACUGAAACCGGAGCCUAUAGUUACAAAGGUUGUGAACCUAAUGUACCUGCCUCAAAUAUAAUAUCUGAGCAUUGCAGAAAACAUAUUUCAAGGGUGAAGAACUGUCGAGUUGAUACAUCUCAUGCGUUGAAAUCCUCCCCAUGGUUUAGGUUUCCUUAUCCGUUACAAUGGGGCACUCCUGUCUUUAGUUGGAAAAUGGCCCUCGUUAUGUGUGUGGUUUCCAUAAUUGCAUCAGUAGAUUCGGUUGGCUCAUACCAUGCGUCAUCAUUGCUGGUGGCAUCAAGACCUCCUACACCUGGAGUUCUUAGUCGAGGAAUUGGGCUUGAAGGCUUAUCUAGUGUGUUGGCUGGUCUUUGGGGUACAGGAAGUGGGUCCACCACUCUAACUGAAAAUGUGCAUACCAUUGCUGUCACGAAAAUGGGAAGCCGCAGGGCUGUUGAACUGGGUGCAUGUGUUUUGAUAGUCUUAUCCCUUAUAGGUAAAGUUGGAGGGUUUAUUGCCUCGAUUCCUCCAGUCAUGGUUGCAGCUCUCCUGUGCUUCAUGUGGGCAAUGCUUACAGCAUUGGGUCUGUCAAAUCUACGUUAUAGCGAGGCUGGAAGCUCUCGGAAUAUCAUAAUUGUUGGGUUAUCUUUGUUUUUCUCCCUCUCAAUACCGGCCUACUUUCAGCAAUACGGCAUCUCUCCAAACUCCAACUUGUCUGUUCCAAGUUACUUUCAACCAUAUAUUGUGGCAUCUCAUGGACCUUUCCGCAGCAAAAAUGGAGGGGUGAACUAUGUCAUGAAUACAUUACUGUCAUUGCAUAUGGUGAUAGCAUUCCUUCUAGCCGUUAUACUGGACAACACUGUACCUGGAAGUCGACAAGAACGUGGAGUGUAUGUAUGGUCCGAACUAGAGACAGCAAGAAGAGAACCUGCAGUUGUAAAAGACUAUGUUUUGCCCUUCCGGUUUGGUCGGGCUUUCCGAUGGGUGAAGUGGGUCGGGUUUUGACAAUUUUUUGCUGGAACAGUGACCAACACCAUGUCCUUAGUAGCCAUUCAUGGGGUUCUUGGCAGAGCCCUGCACAUUGAUUCUAAACAUAUAAAAUCCCAUAAAGCUUCAUAUGGUAAAUAGUUUUCUGAACUCUUCUGCAUUUUUUUUCUUUCUCGUAUACGGUAGGACUUCUUUUUGGGACUAUAUAUAUAUAGGGGCAGCUGGGUUUUUUCUGCACAUCGAGAAUCCAGAUGGAUUUUGGGGUUGCUGUAAUUUUAAUUUUUAAAACCAUUAUAUUGUACCUAGAUUUUGCCUUUCUGUAUAUUUUUCUCAUUACUCUUUUUUUGGUAAGCUUCUCUUUAAAAUUCAUGAUUAAAUUUUUUAUUCAUAU
Molecule: messenger RNA, 2736 nt
Organism: Rubroshorea leprosula
Lineage: Eukaryota; Viridiplantae; Streptophyta; Magnoliopsida; Malvales; Dipterocarpaceae
Source: the annotation of a GenBank genome assembly